This is a messenger RNA of Biomphalaria glabrata, 19389 nucleotides long. RefSeq names its product G-protein coupled receptor GRL101-like. The record is from RefSeq and is a predicted model, not a curated record. Gene Ontology annotation, cellular component: membrane. The coding region runs from base 1886 to 4636 and encodes 916 amino acids. NCBI's taxonomy places the organism in Eukaryota, Metazoa, Mollusca, Gastropoda, Planorbidae. Gene Ontology annotation, biological process: G protein-coupled receptor signaling pathway. Gene Ontology annotation, molecular function: G protein-coupled receptor activity; protein binding. The transcript is spliced from 3 exons.
UUGAGGAUUCGAAUAUGAGAUUGAGCCUUUUCAAAACAAUUAACUUAUUUAGUUCGAACCGAGGGUCCCGGGUUCGAAUCCUGGUGAAGACAGGGAUUUUCAACUUUUGAGUCUACCCAGCUCUAAUGGGUAGCUGACAUUAGUUGGGGAAAAGCAAAGUCGGUUGGUCGUUGUGCUGGCUACAUGACACCCUCGUUAACCGUAGGCCACAAAAACAGAUGAACUUUACAUCAUCUGCCCUAUAGACCACAAACUAGUUAGGCCAGGUUCACAUCUAACUUUACAUUCAUUUUCACGUAUCCUUUGAUCUGCGGGACGGUUGGGGCACUACACAAGAUCUGUUAACCUUCUUUCUCCAUUCUUAUCUCUCAUUUGUCUUUGAUAUAAUUUCAUUCGGAUUUUCUUUCUGAAAAUAUUGAAGCUUACCUGGGUGGACCACUGGUCGUGCGGUUUGCGCGCUGGACUGUCAUUUGGAUUUAUUGACGAUCUAAGCUUCAAACCCUGCCUGCUCCCAUCCCCCGUCGUCCUGCGGGAGGUUUGGACUAGGAAGUAAACUAUCUUCAACUCUGAAGGAUUAUCCGAAUUAUGUAAAACAUUUUACUUCGGGGGCCGAUUUUGAGUUUGUGUUUCCACACAAACUGUCUUUUGUAACCUUGUUUAUUCAUCCAUUUAUUAUUUAUUUGAUACAAUAAAUAAAUGUAUAAAAUUUCAUCUUGAUCUGAGAAUGGGUAGAUAUGAAAUUACGUGUUCAAAAUUUGUGACAGACAGACAGACCGACAAAGAGAGUGAGUCGAUAUAAGUGAUGUAAAAAAAAAAAAGCAACAACACCUACAGUUGGAUGUUGACUAUGAAUCAUAAGAAGGCGGUCCAUUGUAUCAUUAGUUUUAGAUUAAAGACAACAGGAGGAGUUAGCAGAAUUGAUUGGCAAGUAGAAUAACCAAUAGAAAAGCAUAGAGAAAAACGUCUACACAUGCAUGUUGAAAUACUGUGCUAUAUAUUUCCCUGCCUGCAUCUGUCUGGUCACUCGAUCUUGUUUCUACCAGAACUGAGUUUGACUCUCUACUAACAGCGUUGAAACUUUGUAUUUUUUAGAUUCCUAUUCGGACUCGUCUCUACCACAACUGAGAUUGAAUCUCUUAUAAUUUGUUGAAACUUUUUUUUACAAUAAAUACAGCCACGGCGACGCAGACUGAACUAUCUAUUACACGGACUCGUCUCUACCACAACUGAGUUUGAAUCUCUACUAAAAUCGUUGAAACGUAAUAUCGUUCCGUAGCUCAUAUUUGGACUUUUGUCAUUCUAAGUUCAGAAAAGUGGUUACGUGUGACAAGUAUAUUGACUUUAUUCAAACAAGGAGGAACAAAUGUAACUUAGCUAGCCUUUUGUUGUAUCCGUGUACAAAGUGCUGUUAAUCUAGCUGUUCAAAUGAUAGAAAUUUGAGACCUGCAUUUUUUUAAAUACGCUAUUUACUUUACAAAGUUGACUACAGUGAAGCGUCUUUGUUACCGUGAGCUAUUCAAAUAUACUUUGGACUGUUUUAAAGAAACAAAAAAAACAAACAAACAAAAACAUUUCAAAUAGAAUUUUGGACUAUUUUACGUGUUUUGCAACUUUGAUCACCCGACCUGUUUCUACCAUACGAGAGAUUGAUCGAACUAUUGUUUGCAAUACACAAGAAGGAAUUAAAAAACGUCCAAUAGGAAGGUACCGGCGGAUUCCUCCAAACGAAGGUUUCUAUACAUUAACGUCGAGGUCCCAGGAAAGAUUGCUAUGGGUAAACGAAGGCCCUGUUAGUGUGGCGUCUUAUUUCAUCUUGAAUGAGACUAGUCUGUUAAAUGCGGCAGAAAGAUGCUUCCAUUGGAUAAUCUUGUCAAGAAAUGCCAACAUGGGUUCAAUUUCAAGUCAUGCUUGCAAUAAAAUGCAUUUCCUUUAUACGCUGUGUCAACAAGAUGUUAGUACUGCAGUCAGUGACAUAACAAUUGCUGAACUAGCACGGUCUUUGUAUAAGUCUGACUACUGCACUGACGUCAAGGCUAAGUCUGUCUCCCAAUGCCCCACCGUAACGUCUGAUAGCGUGCCUACGUUUUCCUGUUUCGCUUCAUAUGGAAACGUAUCGUACAAGUAUGUUUGCGAUGGUGUGAGUGAUUGUUUUUUGGGGGAGGACGAGAAGGUGUGUACAUUUGAGUAUGAGAUGAAUGGUGCGAAAGAGUGCGUGCAAGGAAACUUCAUAUGCAGACACCCACAGCUUUUCGGACUCAUCUGCAUUCCUAAAGAUAAAGUCUGCAACCUAAUAACAGAUUGCCCUGAUGGAAGCGAUGAGUCCGAUUGCGAUUCAUGUACCCAGGUCAGUUGUUCGUCCUCUGUUUGCAUUCCGCGGCAUUGGGCGUUCAACUGCCCUUUUCUCAACACAAAAAACACGACAGAUUUUUUGCUUCAACAUACAAAUCAAAUACAGACAAACAUAUCUCAUACAUUUCAUUCCUUGUUACAGCACAUUACUUACUGUCAGGCAACGAACCACACUCAAGGAAUACACGCAAACAAUUAUAAUACAUUCUGGGCGCCUAAAUGCGUAUACAUAAAAGAUAGAAAGGGGAAUGUUAUCGGCUGCCCAGCAGGCAAUCAUUUACUAGGAUGUAGUGAGUUUCCCUGCCCCAGAGGAUACAUUAAAUGCUGGGGCGCAUACUGCAUCCCGGACUACUACCUUAGCGAUGGGUACGUAGACUGCCCAAACGGGCAAGAUGAAUCUAAACUAACCAAUUUUUUUUUAAAAAACGAAACUUUUAAGUGCUAUCAAAGCAAAAGAACUAUUUCACACAUCUAUGUUUGUGAUGGGGUUGGGGACUGCGAUAGAAAUGAUGAUGAGUUUGAUUGUAGCGACCAAUGCCCUAAGGGCUUCUUAUGUAACGACGAGACAUUAACUGUCCACGAUGUCAAUACACCACACAUCCAAUGGUCGCUAAUUUCUAAUAACAUUACCUACAUAAACAUGUCUGGCAUGGACUUGGGGGACACUUGGAACAAUAUACCAACAGCACUUACAUUCAACCAUCUUUUAGUACUAUUGUUAAACAGAUGCAACAUUUCAGACUCGUUUAGAUUGCCAUUUCAUAGUAACACAGUGUACAAACUAGAAAUAACGAAUAACUUCCUCACAAGGUUAGAUACAAAUUUCAUCUCAAACUUUACGAAUCUGAGAAUCUUAAACGUUUCCAAUAACAACCAACUUCAAAUAAUUUCUUCCUCUUUUUUUAAGACAUUCCAAAAGCUAAAAGUCUUAGACCUCUCGUGGACUAUUAUUACAUACGUCAAUUUAAAAAUGAACAAACAACUAGUUUUUGUCAGGCUAUCGAAUACGCCAUUAAAUAACUUAAAACUUUCACCAAAGGGAGAAUAUGAAACUAUUGAUUUAAAAAAUACAAAUCUAUAUAACUUUAGCCUCAGUAAUUCCCUUGAAAAUAUCUCACCAAAACUGCAAAUUUUCGCGGAUUAUGCAUUUUGUUGCCAGGUUUACCGAGAUCCAAAGAUACCGAAUUCCCUCUGCAACUCAGAUAAACCUCGACUGUCUAGCUGCGACAGUCUAAUUGGGGAUAUGGCUAAAAGAAUUUUAAUAUGGGUGAUAGCUACAGUCGCGAUAGUUGGUAACAUAGCUUCACUGACCUAUUCAUUAUUCUUUGAUAGGGCCAAUCUUAUUAAAGUUAACUUUGCCUUAUUCGUAGCAUGCCUUAAUAUUUCUGACUUACUUAUGGGAGUCUACCUUAUUUUGAUUGCUUCUGUGGACAUUAAGUAUCGAGGUGAGUAUAUUUAUCAUGAGAUGUCUUGGAGGCAAAGCCCGCUCUGCCAGCUGGCCGGUGUUUUAGCGACAAUAUCAAGCGAGACGUCUACUUUAUUCGUUUCACUAAUUACAGUUGAAAGGUUCAUUAGUGUUAAAUAUCCCCAUGGGGAGUACAGGAUAUCUAGCAUGGUCAGAUACAUAUCUAUAGGCCUAUGCUUUGGUUUAGGACUAUUAUUGUCAGUCAUUCCUGUAAUGCACCCUAGCAUGACACUGUACUCAAACAGUGGAAUGUGUUUAGGAUUUCCUUUGCGGAAAUCGAGUGGCCCUCUUUGGGCUUUCUCCGUGGCCGUCUUUGUAUUCUUCAACUCAAUCUUACUGUUUCUCAUAGCCUGUGGUCAAUUUCUAAUCUAUAGAAUGAUAUUGAAGCAUAAUGCAAGGCGCUCUUCAACUGUAAGAAGUACCAAUGUCUCGCUGGCCUCCAGACUAAUUCUUGUAGCUCUUUCCAACUUAGCCUGCUUCCUGCCUGUCAGCGUUAUUGGAAUGCUAGUGCUUGUAAAUGAUUACAAAGUAGAAGAGGUAACAUAUGGGUGGAUAGUAGCACUAGCAUUACCAGUUAACUCCGCCAUUAAUCCAUUACUGUAUGCAGCAUUUACCUCGCAUUUACACAUCGUGGACAGUCAGACGACAAAGACAGAGUUCCAACCCUAUUUCUCAACGAAUUCAUACCAGUCAGCUUUGAUAGAUGUGUAUAUUAAACUCCUGUUUUGGCGUCAAAAAACGAAUGCUCAGUCUUCUAGGAGUGUAGAUUCUAGAUCUACAUCUGUUUUGCUAUUACUUAUAGCGAUUUCUAUAACUAGAUAACGCAAGCACUAUUGAAAUACAUUGUUAAAAGAGCUGAUAUCAACUCUGUCUCUAUGCUCGACAAACAAACUGAGCACGCUAUUUCUAUCCGCACUCCCCAACCACCAUCACAUACUCGGGUCAGAAUUGAACGCUUUGAACACCUUGUUCCAACACGACAUGAAUUAAUAAUUAUUUUUUUUUAUACCAAUUAAUCGAUUAAAUUGUAGCAAUUAAUUAAUUUGUGUUGAUAUAUAUAAAAAAAGGUAAAAAAUCUUAAAGUAUUGAGAUAUAAGGGUGUAAAUGUAGAGCUCUUCCCCCUAGGUAAGCUUUUUUUUUUAAAUAUUUUUUUUUUAUUGUACCUCUCAUCCUUGCAAAAGGACAGUCUACGUAUAAAAUUAUUCAUAAUUUGAAAACUUUUUUUGGGUACAUCGCGAGGUCCUAGGCUAGAAAUCGUAAAUAGCAAGUUAAAUAUACAAAACAAAAGUGAACUGUUAUAUUUAGAUUUAUUUAUAGGGAUUUUUACAUUCAAAAAAUUGUUUCGAUCAAAUAAACCUAUUUAAGAAAAAUUGUUUUGAUCAAAUAAGCCUAUUUUAAGAAAAAUUGUUUUGAUCAAAUUAGCCUAUUUUAAGAAAAAAUGUUUUGAUCAAAUAAGCCUAUUUUAAGAAAAAUUGUUUUGAUCAAAUAAGCCUAUUUUAAGAAAAAUUGUUUUGAUCAAAUAAGCCUAUUUUAAGAAAAAAUGUUUUGAUCAAAUAAGCCUAUUUUAAGAAAAAUUGUUUUGAUCAAAUAAGCCUAUUUUAAGAAAAAUUGUUUUGAUCAAAUAAGCCUAUUUUAAGAAAAAUUGUUGAUCUUAAGUAUAACUGGUUAUAAAAAUUUCAUAAAACUAAAGGUUUGCACAUUAGGCGCCCAUAGACACAAACGUUAGCAACUGAGACCCACUCUCUCUUUUUUUUUUCUCUUUUAUUUAAAGUAAAAACAUAACAUCUCCUUUUAAUACAUAUCAUCUCUUUUUACACUCUCAUUGUCAUGUCAUUGACAUUUGUGUUUUGAAAAGGUAAAAUUAGAAGUUCGAAAGUCGGAUUGUCUUGUUGGUGUGCUUGUAUUUUUUAUAAGAUAAGUGAGAAUGAAGACUUGAAAUCAGCGUGUGACUCAAUGAUUACCUAGCUCUAUUGACUUACUAAAGUCUUACGUCAUUUUUUUGUAAAAAUUAAAAAAAAAACAAACAAUUUUUUGAAACCAGUAUGGCCUAACACCCUAACUCGAAAUCCUCCGUACCCACAAUUCAACAGCAACUAGAUCUUAGCUUUUUAGCAGUAUUUUGUUUUUGUUUGUUUUUGCGACUGUCUGCCGUAUUCCCUAUGGGUCUUUUUCUUUGCUUAAUGCUACGGUCCCAGUGGUUAGGUUUUAUUUAGAAUCCUGUUUUAGAUUUCAAAGCGUCCAAUUGUCUAAGAAUGUUCAUGCAACUGUCCUACUGUUUUUGAAUGCUCAUGAAACUGUCCUACUGUUUUUGAAUGUUCAUGAAACUGUGUCCUACUGUUUUUGAAUGUUCAUGAAACUGUGUCCUACUGUUUUUGAAUGUUCAUGAAACUGUGUCCUAUUGCUAUAGUUUUGUUUAGUUUCUAAUAGAGACCAUAGAGGCAAACCGUCAUGUAUUUAUGUACUAAUGUAUGUAUAUUUUUUAAAAAUACUUUUUUUUUAAAUUGUAAAUAUUGUCAUGUGUAUGUUUGUUAACCCACAACUUGGUAAAGACUAUUAGCUAGAUUCAGCAGAACUAAUAUACAUUACGAUGCUAUAAGUGGUAGGACAUAUGCAGGGAACCACACAAUAACUCUUGAUUACCUUGUCGGUACGAGUGUUGCAAGGUCGCUAUAUAUAUAUAUAUAUAUAUAUAUAUAUAUAUAUAUAUAUAUAUAUAUAUAUAUAUAUACAUGUAUAUAUAUAUAUAUAUCAUAUUAAGACUUUGUAUUAGCUAAAAAGAUCCACAAGGUGAACUUAGAGUUGUGGUAAGAAAAAACAAGCGCCCGGGGGGGGGGCAAAUAAAUUAUUGGCGCCCCCCUUCCCCCAUUUUCUAUGAACAUCACCUAGAAAUAUGGGCUACGUGUGGCGCCCCACUGAGGGUGGCACACGGGGCAUCUUGCCCCCCCCCUCGCCCAAAUCCCUUACUACGCCUCUGCAUGAACAACAUAUUUAAAUAAACAAAUCAGUAACUUGACAAUGGAUUACCAUAAAGGUGCUAAAGCGUCAAGACAAAAAACAAAACAGAACAACAACCGCUAAAACUUUCAACACCAGAAGGCUGACUCCGCAAUGUGUUGUCCCUUUCCAAUAAAAUGUCUAUUUGAAUGGCAUCAAGGCCGUAUAGUCAGGUGACCUUCAUGGUGACCUCUGUAUGUCAUUGUCAUCCAGAAGCCUGUACUAACUGGUUAGUCAAUGGGCAAUAUUUAAGAUCAUGUCUAAAUCAUGUCUAAAUCAUAUCUACAUCAUGUCUAGAUCAUUUUUAAAUCAUGUCUAAAUCACCUCUAAAUCAUGUCUAAGGCAUUUCUAGAUUAUGUGGAAGUCAUCUAUGCAUGUCUAGAUUAUGCUAUGUGCAUCCUGCUGUAUGUGUGUAGAAAUAGAUACAUGCUUUAUAAAUAACUAUUACAAUAAAACUAUUGACCUGUGUGAUUAUUGCAUAAUAUUUCAAAAUUAGUGUAUAAAAAUAUUUGCCUAUUUCAUUUUUAUAUAAUAUUUCUAAAUUGAUGUUGGAAAAUAUUUUAUUCCCAAUUUUUUAUACAUAUUAUUAGAAUUUUUUUUUUUUUAAAUAAUGAAUUCAAAACAACUUUGGUGUUACAUAGACUCUGUUGUGUGAGUUACUGGCCAUUUUCUCCUAUUUUGUAAGAUACUAUCCUAUCUGUCCUUAGCAAGAAAACAAAUAUGGAGUAGCUGGACAAAUAUAUGGCUAUAUGGGAAUAACAUUUGGCAAGCAUUGACUUCUUAGUAUACAUGGGUUUCUUUUUCGACCAUGAAAAGGAGGGGGUGCUUAUUAGAAUAAGAUACAACAGAUAUAAUAACUAUGAUAUUGGAGUCUGGAACGCUGUGCUGCUUAAAAAUUACAAACACUCUUGUGUUUCUGUUAAACAACUUAAAACGGGUUUUAAAAGUGAAAGUUCCGAACAAGGGAGAUAAUUUUUUAUCUACAUACUUUCGGAAGGGAAUAUGCGUACCUUUGGUUUAGUCGUGUCGAAAGCAAACUCUCUAAAAAAGAACACACAAAUUCUAUGUGCAGCAACUGAGUAGAUGCUUAAAAGAAUCUAAGCCACACAAACACCCUAUUUUAUUCAUUGUAUAUUAAUUAAAGCUUGUCCUCGAGUACGAGUAUUACGGAGGAGUGCCGUAUUUUCCCCGUGGCUACGCAUUCCUAGCUGUGAUCUAAAAGUUUUACUAUAAGGCACAAUCGUUGUCCUCACCUGGUCGGUUUAAGUUACCUUUUCUGAUGUCUACGUCUGUCCUCCUUUUUGGGUCUCAACAGUGAAUCCAGCGGACUUUGUAAUAAACCUCCAGCUCGGAGGCCGCUUCUGCAAGCCGCAAUCUUCUAUGUCAGUUAUAACAAGUAAAAGCGUUUUCGGGGGUGGGUGGUAGUGGUGGUGGGGGGGAGUUCACUAAAAAAGAUUUGCCUCUGGCAUACGGUCGAGGCCCAUACAGAAUAGGUGCCCUAUGUAUAGCGUAGCUAUGGCUGUAGCAUUGGCGUCACUAGGGUGGGUGCCACCCGGUGCGGUCAGCUGAGGGUGUCACCCCCCCCCCCCAACCGCUUCCCGUUCCCCAAUCCCCAUUUACAUUUUUUUUUCGUUUGUUUGUUGCGCUGUACUACAUCUAGUUUUUAAUUACUUCGGUGUUUGAUUGUUCAACAACUUUAAAAUGAGUGUCUAUUUAAAUUCUAAAAUUCAGUUGUUUUUUUACAGUUUAUCUACAGUUCACUGGGUUUGUGUAGUCAUGUGAAACACUGCACGCAUCUUUUAUCUAAAAAAAUGCAAGAUAUUGCCAUUAAUCUAUUUUUCAAUUUUGCAACAAUGCAACCAUAAGAAAAUUACACUGUUUUUUUUUUCUAGAUAUCAAACUUGAAAACUUAUCAUUAACGCUAAUUGAGAUUAAGGUCUUUAACGAUUUCAUUGUUAAUAAAAUAGCCCUUUGUGAAAGUGUCAUCUGUUCCUUUGACUCAAAACGUUCUUGAUUUUAAUUGCAAAAAUCCUUUUUCCCAUGAGGCCAAACAUAUGCAGAUGGUAAGAAACGGUUGAAGGCUUUGUUCAAUGAUUUAAGGCCUUAGUGGCAUUUGAAUCAUGCACUGUCAAUUUUUAGUUAUUUCAAAAAUAACUUUUGCUGCCUUUAGAUCUCUACUCAGUCAAUGGUAUUUGGGUUAGAGUGUCGCAUUUUGGAAAAUCAUCAUGUAAGCCAGGGGUUCUCAACCUGUGAGUCGCGACCCCCUUGGGGGUCGAUUGACGAUUUGCCAGGGGUCGCCUAAGACCAUCGAAAAUAUGGAUUGUUAUUGUCUAUUCUUCUAUUGCUGUGUGUGUGUGUGUGUGUGUGUGUGUGGGAGGGUCGCGGCAGAAUGGGGGAUUGUAAAAAGGGGUUGCUGAGGUUAUUUGGUUGCGAACCGCUGAUGUACGCCAAUAUUUUGAAACAGACAUUUACAAUACUUUGUUGGUAGUUGAACUAAAGAAUUUUUCGGUUGGAUUGCUGCAUAUUUAUCUGCUACAUCAAUGAUUGCUUCCAGUAGGAGUUGAAGCUCAGAGUUAAAAAACGAUCAUUGCAGAUAAGAAUGAAUCUCUUCUUUCUCUUCUUCAAUAGUAAGUCCGGCAUCUUGGGGGUUGCAUGCCUGACAUUUUCCCCUUGCUUUUAAUGACAAAAAAAAAAAAAAAUCUUCUGAAUCACAGUGCUUUUUUUUUUUUUUUCUAGAAGACCUUUUUUUAUAUAACACUUUGCGCUAACAUAUUGUGCUUUUUUAGCGGCCCCUGAAAGAGGAAAAGACGCUAUUGGUUUUGUGCGAAAUGUCUGUCUGUCUGUCCGUCCGUCCCGUUUAGAUCUCGUAAAGUAGAAAAGAUAUUGAAAAUCCGACAUCACAAUAUUUUAGACCAUUCAAAGUUCUGAUGCAACGGCAACUUUUUUUUUUCUGAAAGCGAAAAAUCUAAUUUUUAAAAUCAGUUAUGCAAGCAGUUUUUUAAAGAGAAAAAGCUAAUUGGUAUGCAUUAUAAAUUUGACCUAAAUUGAAACGAAUACUAAUCUUGUAAACUUCAUUUUCGUAAACAUUUCUUUUAAAUGCAUAAAGUUUGUUUUUUUUUUUUUUUUUUUUUUGGAGCAUUGAAUAAGAGAUUGAGCCUUUUCAAAACAAUUAAAUCAAUAAUAAGACUUCUAUUAGGCCAGGACAGGCGCGGUAGAUGAGCGGUAACGCUUGGCUUCCGAACCGGGGGUCCCGGGUUCGAAUCCUGGUGAAGACUGGGAUUUUUAACUUUGGAAUCUUUGGGCACCUCUGAGUCCACCCAGCUCUAAUGGGUACCUGACAUUGGUUGGGGAAAAGUAAAGGCGGUUGGUAGUUGUGCUGGCUACAUGACACCCUCGUUAACCGUAGGCCAAAAAAACAGAUGAACUUUACAUCAUCUGCCCUAUAGACCACAAGGUCUGAAAGGGAAACUAGUUAGGCCAGGUUCACAUCUAACUUUGCAUUCACUUGCACCUAUCCUUUGAUCUUCUGGACUGUUGGUCAACUGAUCUGUCGACCUUCUUUCUCAUUUGUCUUUAAUAUAAUUUCAUUUGGAUGUUCUUGCUGAAAAUAUUGAAGCCUGCCUGGGUGGACCACUUCGGGGGUCGAUUCUGAGUUUGUGUUUCCACACAAACUGUCUUUGUAACCUUGUUUAAAUAAAAGGUUGAAUUAGUCACCACUUUUGUCAAUGGUUUAAAGAUUGUGACAGUCACACUCUUGUGUAUCUUUGGCUUUCUAGUAUAUCUGUUGGUUCUUAAUAACUUUCAGUACUCCUCCAUGGUUCCAGACAUUGAAGCUGCAUGUUCACUCACCUUAACACCAUACAUCAAUUCAAGUUCUGCCCUUUUUCUAGACAUUUUAAGAUAUUUAGUUGAUCUCACUUGCUUUUUUUUUGUCUCCCUUAAAAAUCGAAUUUAUCUUUUAAAUCUGAUCAGUGUGUGCUAUGUCAGGUGUGCUAUGUCAGGUGUGAUGACAAACGAGAUACAAAGGUGCUUACAGACAUAUCUUUUACGUCGUUUGCUAAAACAUUUAUAAACUUUCUAGCAUUACAGAUGUACUUUCAGUUAUGGGCUUUAUUUCAAUCAUCUCAAGGAAAUUCUUUAUUCAAUAAGGACUCGUUGUUAAUAUGGUCACGAAAUAUCAAAUAUUCUGCUUUGACAGAAACAGUCCGUGCAAUGUAUCCUUCCAUUGUUUUUCUUCUUGACAUCAAUCAUAGCAACAACUUCCCUGUCAAUUGUAUUUGUAGCCGGAUGCCCUUGUUUUCCAAUUUUCCAAUCCAGAUAAAAAUCUUCAUACGUCUUUUAAUAACCUUCUUCUUCUUUUUCAUCGUUCUCAUUGUUAUGUUGGAGUGUUUAUAUGACUAGACCAAUAUAUGAGAUGAACUGCGCAGUGGUUUCCAAAUCAGGCAGCUCUCCAUAUAGUUUUCUUUCUAUUGGGGUGAUUUUGGACCAAUGUCUUAUACGGGCCUCUUGGUAAAUAGAGCAGUUUUGGAGGACGUGGUCGGCAUUCUCUGGGAAUACUCCACAUGGGCAGAUUUCACUGGUUCCAAUUUUGAGCUUUCGGUACAUGUGUUGUCGCAUUCUGUUGUGUCCGGUCCUGAGUCGAAAGAUUAGACGUUGGUCUUGUAGGGUUAGCUUAUAGUAAGCGUUAUCUUUCUUGUGAUUUGGAUAAGAGCUCGUCCAUUUCUCAUUUAUUUUAUUUACAAUUAAUUUCUUCAAUUCUUCUGGAUAGAGUGCAGAGUUUAUUAGUGAAUUAGUUCUCCCACUCUUGGCGAGUGUGUCAGCCUUCUCAUUUCCUUCUAGUUCUAUAUGAGCUGGGAUCCACUGAGUAACAGUUUUUUUUGCUGUUGUUGUUGAGCUUUGUAAGUGCUGUUCUGAGGUUUUUAAUAUAAGAGGAAUCAAAGUUUUGCAAGCUUUGGAGGGUUGUUUUCGUAUCGGUUAGAAAGACAAUCUGACUGUGUGGGGAACUUGGAUGAUUUGCUAGCAUGGUAGCAGCUAGUGCUAGUGCUUCCCUUUCUGCUCUGUGACUGUCAGAGAGCUCUCCAGUUGCAAUGGAUUUUUAUAGUUUUCCUCCAUCUGGCCAUUCGAUAAUUGGUAUGUAGAAAACAGUUCACUAUUUCCUUGAGCUCUGUUGGUCUGUAAUCAGAUUUUCUUUCUAUGUUUUCAAUAUGGUCCCUUAUAGUAGGAAGAGGGCUUUCGUCACAGGGUGGAGAUUCAUUAUAGUGUAUCGAGUAUUCCAGAGUCAUUUUUACAAGUUGGUGUUUCUUUUUUAGGUUUAGAGAUUCCUGUAUGAAAUUGGUCCUUUUGAGACGUUUUUUUUUUGUGCCAGUUUUGUGGAUUUUUGUUCUGAGUGGGUGCCUUUCCAAGGUUUCCAAUUUAGUGAGUUGGGAAAGGAUUUUUAUUUCUCUUCUUUCCUCCAGAGAGAUCAGGGCAGCAUAGCUCUUAUGAGUGUUGUUUUGAUUGCUCCUGUCAUUAUCCUUAGACCAAUAUUUUGAACCUUGUCUAUUUUUCUUAGGUUGGUUUGGGAUGCUGUGCCCCAUGCUGUGGCACCAUAUUCUAGUACAGGUCUUACGUAAAUGGUAUAGGUCUUUUUCAGGAUGUUGUGAUUAGCUCCCCAAUCUGUGCCAGCUAAUUUUUUCAAGAGGGAUAGUCUCUGGAUGUCUUUACUCUGUGUUUUAUCUAUUUGGUUUUUCCAGGUUAGUCUCGGGUCAUAGGUGACUCCAAAGUAUGUAGGGCUGUCAUUUUUUUCUAAAGCUUCCUUAUCUAAUGUUAAUUUUAUUGUUUGUUGUUUUGUUGACAGUGAGAAUAUGGUAUAUGUUGUCUUUUUUGUGUUGAUGGACAUGCCCCACUCUUUUGACCAAUUAUUGAGUAUAUCGAGAGCAUCUUAUAAUCGAAAUUUCGAUGUUCCUACAUAUUCUUCUGUGCUAAUUAAGGCAAGUUCAUCUGCAUACAUGCUGCUUUUAACUUUUCUUGGUAUGUUUUAAUUUAGAUCGUUUUUGAAUAUUAGGAAAAGUGUUGGGGAUAGGACUCCUCCUUGGGGGACGCCGUUUUUUAUACCCACUGUGUGGCUUCUUUGUCCUUGCACGCAAACUAAGGCUUUUCUAUUAUUUAGAUAUUCCUUUAUCCAGUUGUACAUUCUGUGGGAUAUGUGAUGCUGGAUUAGCUUGAGCAAGAGACCUUGUUCCCAGACUUUGUCAAAUGCUUUUUCUAAGUCAACCCACACAAUUGUUGUUGGUUUCUUUUCUUGAAAGCCGUCUUUUUUUCUUGUUUGAUGAAGGCGAUUUGAUCUUCUGCUGAUCUGCCUUUUCUAAAGCCAGCCUGGGCUUCAGUGAGUAGGUUAUUUGACUCAAUGAUCCAAGUGAGUCUGCUAUUUAUCACUCUUUCCAUCAGUUUGCAAGUACAGCUAGUGAGGCCGAUGGGACGAUAGCUAUCCAGUUUAUUUCUUGGCUUGCCGUGCUUUAGUAUAGGGAUCAUAAUGUUUUUUUUUUCCAGAUGUUUGGAAUUCUGCCAGAUUUCCAGCUAGCAUUGAAUAUUUGUAGCAGUUUUCUUUUGGCCUGAGGACCCAAGUGAAGAAGCAUGUCAUUAGAUAUUUUGUCUGGGCCCGGGGCUUGUUUUGGUUUGAGGACUUUUAGGGAUUCAUCAAGUUCCUUCAUUUUAAGAUUAGUGGUCAUUCCCAAGGAGUAAGCUGGAUUGUUUUCUUUAAUUUUAUCUUGGAUUUCUGAGUUUACAUCUUUAUUUCUACUUUCAUUGAUUUGUAUUUGUCCUACGCUUUGGAAAAACUUAAUGAAUUCAUUUGCUGCUUCUUGGCCUUUCAGGGGUUUGUUGUCCUUUUCUAUUACUAUAGGAGUUGUUCUGUUUUCUUCCUAGUUGAGACAUUUGGCUAUACGCCAGAGUUUGUGGCCGUCUCUAUCUACGUUUAGCUGUUCUGUUUUUUCAUGCCAACUUUUCCUCAUGGCGGAAAGGUAAUUUUUCCUGAAAACUGCGUUAGCUGCUUUUGGAUUUAUGUUAUUUUCUAUUGUGUUUCUGGCUUCAAUAGUGGCAUUGUGGAGUUGUUGAAGGUGAUCAGACCAGUUGGGGAUAUAAUCUUUUCUUGCUCCUCUAGGAAUUGAUUCCUUAGCUGCUAGGAAGAUUGCUUUGGAGAAAGCUGAGUUUGACUUAUUAGCCUGAUUUGAUUUGCAGUUUAUUGAAGUUGUGUAUAGGUCUGUGAGCUAUGAGAAUAGGUGCCUGUUGGCUUUUUUGUACUUCCGUCUGGGGAUGGUGGAGCUUUCUGAUAUUUUGAAGGAGGUAUCAAUACUGAUCAAUAUGGGUCUGUGGUCACUGGUGGCUAGCUGGUCUGCAACUUCUCUAAUGCACUUUUUGGAUAUGUUGUCAGUUGCAAAGGCUAGAUCUGGAGUGGUUGAUAUUAGCCAGGCUCUUGAGAAAAAGGUCGGUUUAUCCUCAGGUUUAUUAAGCAAGAUAAGUCUGUUCUCUGCUUGCCAUUCUUCAAUUUCUUCUCCCCUGGCAUUGAGACCUGGGUAUCCCCAGCUCUGAGAGUGACUAUUCAUAUCCCUUAAGAUUAGACAGUCUUCUUGGUCAGGUAUUUGUAUGUGGUCAAUCUCUAUUUCCUUGUCUGGUGGGAAGUAGCACUUAAAUAGAGUAAUAUUUCCAUCUGAGAGAAUUAGCUUAGUUCCCAUUAUUUUUUAUUCUGAGGAGUUGGGCAUAGUUAUGUCUGUGGUAGGGAUGUCAUUUUUAAUGAGGGUGAGGAUUUUAAUAUUCCAAUUUCGGACUUUAUUUUAACUACACAUGAAAUUAAGUUGCACAUUUCUAUUUCAUUACUAUACAAAUAGUUAAAAAUAGUCGACAAAAAAAAGAAUGCACAUAUUUAGUGGCUAAAUCAUCUCGAUUAGGAAGCAUCAGAAUCAUUCUUUUAACAACUGAUAAACUUUUCCUAUGCUCUGGAUAAUUUCCUGCGUAAAUUAUGUGAAAUUAGCACACCCCAAGAAUAAAAAAUCCCUUAAAAUAUUCAAGUAUAUCAUUUGGCAUUGUAAUAUUUCCUUCAUCUCGGCCACAGCUUCUUUUACAAAAAUGAAACUACAUCAACACCUUCAGAAAUCUCAUUGGCCACUUAUUUACUUUCCGAUUCUACAAAAUUUGCAUUAAUUACAUGUGAGAUCUCAGUAAUGUUUUAUGCAUGGAGUAUGUCGCCGUUGUUAAACAGUGACUAUUGGUUGGCAUCCUGAUAUAACGGUGCUAGCUACACAUACAAAAGAUUCGAUUAAGAAAUAAAAAAAAAACAAAGCAGUGUUCAUAUACAUACCGGAAGCUGGUAUACAUCUGAAAGUAACGUUUCACGUUUUCCUUGUGAUAAAAGUAUGGUAUAUCAUUUUAACAUAUUGAUAGCAUUUCAUAAAAAAAAAAUAUGUUUAAUCGACAUGAAAAAUAGUAUAUAGAUCUAGUUUUUAACUGUGAAUAACAUGUUCCAAUAGUUAGCCGCUGCCGUUUAUUUUUUAAAUUGUCAGUCUUUCCCAAGGUGUAUUUUUUUUACUUGGGUGUCACUCCCCCUAACGGGUUCCACCCGGCUCGGACCGCACCCCCCGCACCCCCCUAGUGACGCCACUGAUCUGUAGCGUAGCUGUUGAACUAUAAAUAACCAGUCUAUACUGUCCACGCAAGCAUUCAUCAUUUGUGGUACCUAACAGCUAUCGUUUUCUUGAGAUGUAACCCAGUCAUCUUUGGUGAAAGCUUUCAAGUAGUUACUUUCACUAUAGCAUCUAUGUCUCUGAUCCAAAUAGAAAACUCGCGAGAGCCAAUGCUUAGUAGAAACUAUAUAUAUAUAUAUUAUAGAUAAUUUAGCGAAAGUAGAUUAGACUGAUUGCUUUCCUAUCCGAAGGGCUGAAAUCAAUAGCUUGAUAGACAUUUAAUACCCUUGGAACUUUGAGAGGUCAGGUCAAGAAGACAUUGAAACGGGCUCAAAGGUGAGGAGCAUAUUGCAAGAUGUGCAGGGGAAACAGAUAAGAGGGAAGGGGAGAGAGAGAGGCAACAGGUAGGACAGCUUAAACGUCAACACAAUGCCAUAACGCUAACCCUAACUUUGGAAAAAAAGAUCACACCAAAGUUAUGUCUUUUUCUUUCUAUUAUAUAAUAACUGCUUAUAUUAGUGAUUGAAUUAUUGACUUGUAUGUUAGUUAUUCUAUAGUUUUUAUUUUCUUUUUGGUUUCUAGAUAUAUCUAUACAUUAUACUUGUAACUAUUUAUAUGUAUGUAUGUAUGUAUGUAUGUAUUUAUGAAUCUAUCUAUAUUAUAUUGAUACGUAAAUGUGUAUAUAAAAUUAGAGUUGGUGAACAUGUUGCCAGACAAAAACAAAUAUUGUGUUAUAUUUAUAAUUAUUCAAUUUCAUAUCAACGAGGGACCGGAAGCUUAAUUUCUCCCUUCCAAAAACUCUGCAGUCUCGCGCAGGUCACAUGUCAUGAGCACGUGACCUCCCCACACCUGUCAAAACGGCAUUCAGCAAGUCUGGAGCAGAUGAGAAGACUACGGGGCAAUGCGAUAUCUUAGCAUUAUGUCUUUUUUGUGUGUGUGUAUGUUAAAGUAUACUUUAAGUUGUACCCCGUUCCACAGUGUAUUAUCUAGCAAUGUAAUAUGAUGGAGUAUACUAUGGGACAGUGUAAUAGAUGGAAACGUGUAAUUGAUGCUAUGUUAUAUAAUGCAGUGAAAUUGGUGCAGUGUAAUUGGUGCUCUGUAAUAUUGUGCAGAUGAUUUCUUGUCAAUGUGUCCCCACCUACCUGUUGUGAACUCCUGGACCCUAAAGUUUGUAUUUCAACAAUUCAAAUAACGGCCGGUGAUACAUUAAGAACAGAAUUAUAUAUUGAAUAAAAAUAAUCAGAAUAAACUUAUAUCUGUAAAUAAUUGUGGUCCGUCCGUCCCGUUUAGAUCUCGUAAACUAGAAAAGAUAUUGAAAUUCCGACAUCUUGAUAUUUUAGACAACGGCUACUUUUUUUUCUUUUCUGAAAGAGAAAAAAUUAAUUGUUAAAAUCUACUAUACAAGCAGUUUAAAAAAACAAAACAGAAAAAAACCCACUUUUUUUUACUAGCAAGAAUUUUUUUUAUACAGAUGUAUUGCUAAGUUAAGUAAGUUCUGUCAUACUAACUAUUACAUUUACAAAAAAAAAAAGUUUACUUUUUUUAAAGAGAAAAAAAUCAAUUUAAUAUGCAUAUAUAUAUGUAUAAUCAUAAUUUAAAGUAAUAUUUUUUCAUAUUAUCGCGUGAACUAGAUACCUAUUUAAAGUUGUUUUUUUUAUGUUUUUUUUUUGUACGAAAUUUUUUUUUCUUGAGUCUUUGAAUAAGAGAUCGAUCCUUUACAAAACAAUUAGUUAAACAUUAUAUGACAUCCGUUAGGCCAGGUUCGUAUCUAACCCUAUCUUCACUUUCACCUAUCCGUUGGUCUGCUGAAAGGUUGGGAGCCAGAUGGGGCACCACACAAGAUCUGUCACCCUUUUUUCUUCAUUCUUCUCUGUCAUUUCUUUUUGGUAGAUUUUCAUUCUGAUGUUCUUUCUGAAAAUAUUGAAACCUGCCUUUUUACCUGCCUGGAUGGACGGACCACUUCGGGGCCCGAUUUUGAGUUUCCACACAAACUUUCUUUGUAACCUUGUAUAAUACAAUCUUAAUAGAAAUAUUUAAAAUUGACAACAAAUACUAUGAUACGUGUUUUUGUAUAUCUUGCUUGUAUGUCUGCGUAUUUUAUUUUACAUUUGAAUAUUUUAGGAAGUUUUUUUAAAACAUUAAAAUAUGAAUGCUAAAAAUAUUUUUAAAUGUUGUGAACAUUUCAUUAGUGUGGUUGUAUAUGUUGCAUGAUUUGAUUAUCAGUGUUUACCAAACGAGGCCUGAAUAGGUGUUUUACCAAUUAUUGAAUUUUUUCUACAACAUUUAAAUUAUUAUCCCUAAAAUAAAGUAAGCAAAGUGUUCCGCUAAAUGCUCAGGAUGUUCGAAGUGUUCCGUUUUAGAAAAGUUUUGGAAACAUUGGUUGACGUAUUUUAAUGUCAAUAGUGACAUUUUUAUUUAGUUUUGGGUCAUAAUGAGAAACAAGUGAUGCAUCUGUUAUUCACAUUUUCACUGAAUUGAGUCUUAAAUUCUGACAACUUAAUUGCUUCCUUAUCAACGAGGCGUCUACGUGAGGUGUAUUUAUGAUGUAUACUUUGAGAGAUAUACAUUUAAAAUAGAGCCAUUGUUUCACAUGUAUACGCCUCAAGACUAUAUGUGUGUCUACUCUGUUUGGAUGGUUGGUAUAGGCGGAUAUCUCGGAAUGGGAUUGGGUGGGGCAUGUCACCGUUGAACUUUGGGUGGCAAGUGCAUGCUUGCCAACGCCACUGAUAAGAAAGAUUAUUUUUUUUUUUUUUAGAUCUUGUCGUUCGCUUAGCACUGCGUUACUGCAAGGCGGUGUAGCGCCUCUUGCCAUUUUGUUUAUAUUUAAUUCGCUAUUUCCUCAAAUUAAAGAUUUGGUUUCUGUGUUUAUUGUUACACAUGUAUUUUUGUAUGCAUCUGCUGACAAUUUAUAUGCAAUUAUCUGUAUUUUAGACAAUUUUAAAUUUUAAAAAAUCUCAAAGAAAAGUUUCACUUAUUUGCAUAAAACAAUUUUUUCUGAUUACCAUUACAUCACUUUUCAUUUUUUUUAUUAUAUUUGUAUAUUGCCAAUAUGAUCCACGAUGUAGACAGAAGGGAGAAUUUCUCUCACACUAUGAUAGAUGUCUCCUGUGCGCUUUAAUAUUUUUGUAACUAUAAAUAGCACGUGAAUAAAAUACAAUUACGUCCCUUGAUGCAUGCAAUUCUUCUGUAAUGCUAGACAUAAAUGUCGCGGUAGCAGAAAUUAUUAAAAAAAAAGGUCAGGUGUAAAUUAUCCGUAUUUAGUUCUCCAAUGCAUUUUUUUUAAAAGCCCAGAUGGCAGUCGUCAGAUUUAUUUCUACUCACAGAUGUUUUAAUUUUAAAAACGAUUGCUAAUGGCUGCCUCUUUUUAAUGCUGAACAUAUAAGACUCUUUUUAUACGAAAAAAUUAAAGUGUAAAUUUUAGAAAUGUUACUUUUCUUUUUAUGUCCUACAAAUUGUAAUUGUAUAUUAGCAAUAUGUUUCAGAAAGGGGAGAAUGUCUCUCACACUAUGAUAUAUGCCUCUUGUGCGCUGUAAUAUUUUUAAACUAUAAGAAUCAAAAGGAAUAUAAUAACAUUGUGUCCCUUGUUGCUAGUAACUCUUCUGGAAUAUUAGACAUAAAAGUCAAGCUAGUAGCAAUAAGUCUAUUAUAACAAAAAAUGUCAGAUGUAAAUUGCUAUAUCUAUUACUCCAAUGUAUUUUGUAAAGCACAGAUGGCAGUCAUCAAUCAUCAUUCUACCCACCAAGCAGAUGUUUUAAUUGUAUAUAUGAUUGUUAAUAGCUGUCUCAUGUUAAUAAUCAUUGAAGACACUUUUUUAUACUAAUAAAAUUGAAUGUGUAAAAUUUGGCAGAGAAAAAAUGUUUUCAUUUCAAGCCUUUUUAAUGUGUAGGGUACUAGUGAUCAAUAAAUGUAUAAAGUGUAUAGUUAUUG